Pipistrellus nathusii (Nathusius's pipistrelle) is the source of this 750-nucleotide messenger RNA. NCBI's taxonomy places the organism in Eukaryota, Metazoa, Chordata, Mammalia, Chiroptera, Vespertilionidae. The record is from the annotation of a GenBank genome assembly.
AUGGAUGGGAAGAAAUGCAGCGUAUGGAUGUUUUUACCUCUUGUAUUUACUUUAUUUACUUCGGCUGGAUUGUGGAUAGUAUACUUUAUAGCUGUGGAAGAUGACAAAAUUUUCCCAUUAAAUUCAGCUGAAAGGAAACCUGGUGUGAAGCAUGCACCAUAUAUAAGUAUUGCAGGUGACCAACCUCCUGCAAGCUGUGUGUUUAGUCAAGUCAUGAACAUGGCAGCAUUCCUAGCUCUUGUGGUAGCUGUCCUGCGCUUCAUACAACUGAAACCAAAGGUUUUAAACCCGUGGCUGAAUAUUAGUGGAUUGGUGGCCCUGUGUCUGUCUUCCUUUGGAAUGACCUUACUUGGUAAUUUUCAGCUCACGAAUGACGAAGAAAUCCAUAACGUUGGCACCUCCUUGACUUUUGGAUUUGGCACGUUGACAUGCUGGAUCCAGGCUGCAUUGACACUCAAAGUCAACAUCAAGAAUGAAGGACGCAAAGUUGGAAUCCCACGAGUUAUCCUCUCAGCAUUGAUCACUUUCUGUGUGGUCCUCUACUUCAUCCUCAUGGCCCAGAGCAUCCACAUGUACGCAGCCCGGGUCCAAUGGGGCCUGGUCAUGUGCUUCCUGUCCUACUUUGGCACCUUCGCCGUGGAGUUCCGGCAUUACCGUUAUGAGAUUGUUUGUUCUGAGUACCAGGAGAAUUUCCUGAGCUUCUCAGAAAGCCUGUCCGAAGCUUCUGAAUAUCAAACUGACCAGGUGUAA